ACUGAGCUUGUGCAGUCGCUCGAGUUCACACUGCCAGAUCUGUCUUGACAAUGACUCAACUACGAGAGCGCAGAUACUUGAUUCGCAGGCCACGGGUUUUGCAGUACUUCCACAAGGGACAGUUACGCAAGGUAUUGGACGAGGAACGUGUUGCAGGUCGCUUCGAACUGUUCUUUGAUCUUCUAUAUGUCGCGAUUAUCGCCAAUCUUGCUGACGACCUUGCGGAAACGCCUACAAGAGAGAACUUGAUCAAAUUCAUACUUGUGUUUACUCCGGCCUGGAACGCAUGGGCAGAUGCUAAAGAAUACGCCAACAAUUACUUCAACGAUGACAUGUUGCAGCGGGCUGGCGUCAUCUGGAUUAUGACUCUUCUCGUUAUCUACGGAAACAACGCAGUUUACGUGGCACAAGACCUCGGAGCAUUGCGUGCCACAGUGGGCUCGUACAUGGUACUCCGUUUCUCUCAGAUCUGCUUUUAUGCAGUCUCAAGUGUGGCUAGUCAUCACCACCGUGCUCAGAACCGAGCUUACUUUGCGCUCAUGUUGGUUGGCAUAUGCAUUUGGAUUCCUUUACUCUGUGAAAAUGUCAGCGACCCCGCAAAGAUAGUGGCUGCUGUGGUUGCUAUCCUCUAUGAAGACGCAUCAUACGUGAUCAGCUUCGGCCCGUGGGUUUCUAGAUGGUUGAAACUGGACUAUUCGUCGGCUGUAGACAUCGAUCAUGAGAAUGACAGAUAUACCGCGUUCACGAUCCUGGUCCUCGGCGAAUUCACAUAUGCUAUUCUGGUGGGUUCUCCGGCCAGAGGGGGACUGAACUUGAACGUCCUGCGAGCAAUCAUGACUCUUGUCAUUGCUUUCAAUUUCAACUCCAUGUAUGUCUACUGUGACGGCGCUGUUGAUGGCACACAUCCCAUUCGACGCGCUGUGUGGAGCACAUUUGCCUGGUUACUUAUCCAUCUGCCCCUCUCGGCUGGGCUGCUUGUCGGAGGACAUGUAUCAGCCGCCUCUUGCGACCAACACCUCUCUCCUGGACAACGACGACUCUGGGGUGCCGGUCUGGGCUUGGGUACUUUAUGCCUUUACCUUUUCGCUUGGCUCUAUCGUGAUGACGAUCCUAAGGGCUUGUUACGGUUCUCAAAGUCGAUGCGUCUGAUGCCGCGCUGCAUUGCUGGAAUUGUGUUCAUUCUCCUGCCAUUGACCUCGGAAGCUCAAAUCAGUUCUCCUAGUCUCAUCAUCAUCGGUGCUGUGAUGACAAGUUUAGUUGUCACGUGGGAAACAUAUGGUGGUCUUGAGACAGAUGCUUGCAUGUUCGAAAGUUGGACUGCCCCAGAGGAGGAUUAUGACGAAGAAGGCGACGCUGACGAGGCUCUGAUCCCGCAAUCUAACAACUCUACAUCGCCAGGUUACUCGACCUUUUAGUGCACCCAACAUAUCUCUAUUGGGCCUACGUGUGUUGCGACAGAGAAUAAGAGGCAACAUGCCCAUCCUAGAUCUCACUAUCG
Exophiala mesophila is the source of this 1498-nucleotide messenger RNA. RefSeq lists its product as uncharacterized. The coding region runs from base 51 to 1415 and encodes 454 amino acids. The transcript has 6 exons. The record is from RefSeq and is a predicted model, not a curated record. NCBI's taxonomy places the organism in Eukaryota, Fungi, Ascomycota, Eurotiomycetes, Chaetothyriales, Herpotrichiellaceae.